CCGACGCGCGGGGCGGCGCGCGGCCGGCUGUUGUCCGUCCCCCCCCUCCUCCGUGCGGAUGGUUCCGCGCCGCCAUGCCGCGGUACUGCGCCGCGUCCUGCUGCAAGAACCGAGGGGGCCAGAGCGCCAGGGACCAGCGCAAACUGAGCUUCUAUCCAUUUCCACUUCAUGAUAAAGAGAGGCUUGAGAAAUGGUUGCGAAACAUGAAGAGAGAUGCAUGGAUGCCAAGUAAGCACCAGCUCCUAUGCAGUGAUCAUUUUACCCCCGAUUCCCUUGACGUGCGAUGGGGUAUACGAUACUUGAAACAUACUGCUGUACCAACGAUUUUCUCUUCCCCAGAUGAUGAGGGAAAAGAUUCUUCUCAGAACAGCCCACAGGAGAGAAAGAGAGAAGACCCAGAAAAAACAAAUAUAAAUGUAGUGUCAGAAAAAGCACCUGUAUCACUUGAACAUUGUACACCAAAGAAAAAUCUUGUAAUGGCAAAAAAUGCAGGUGAAAAAGCAGAAGUAGUUUGCUCACCUGCAUUGAGUAAACCUUUACAAAUUCAAAAGCUGCAACUUCAGAAUGGAGGUUUUCAGGCAGACAGUGUCAUUCUUGAUAGUUCACUUAAGCAGCAUAUACAUCAACCUAAUCCUGUUCUAGUGACAGCAGCAGUCCAGAGCAUGGAAGCUACCAGUGUUCGUACUUCUGCAGAGGAUGCAGUAGGUUGUACAGCUGCAGUCUUGCAAUUUACAGACCCUGACUACUUGAAUUCAUCUCUGAAGCUGGCAAAUGCUUUAGGUUCAGUUACUGACUACGCACUUGAAAAUCCUGACUCUGUUGUAGGCUGCUCUGUUGAAGUACAGCCAACAAGUGAAAAUGCAGUUUUACUGAGUACAGUCACACAAACUAUCGAACAGUUUGGUGGAAAUGAAGAAUCUGUCAUUGCUAUUAUUGUGCCAGCCGAGAGUCCAGAAGAGCCUGAAAUAGUAAAUAGUUCUUUCCUGCCUAUUAAGCAAGAGUUUCUUGACACAGAGGAGAGAGAAACAGAUAAAUCUGUGUAUAUGAGUGCAUAUGGUGGAGGUGAAGUAUUACAAACUGAGCAUUCAUAUUGCAAGCAAGACAUAGACAGAGAUCACCUUUGGCAAAAAAUUUCAAAGCUCCACUCUAAGAUAACUCUACUUGAAAUGCAGGAGAUAAAAACUUUGGGGAGACUCAGGUCCUUGGAAGCUCUUAUUGGACAACUGAAGCAAGAAAACCUGAUUUCUGAAGAAAAGCUGAAGAUUGUAGAAAACUGCUUUACAACACUUGAAGUGACUAUGAUACAGUAAAGGCUUUCGAUGAUUGUUCAAAAAUUUCUUUCUGGCCUCUUUGACUGUCCUUUUGGACAAAUUAACUUUUGUUUCAGUCAUGGUAUUUUAAGCAUCUACUGCAAAUUGUGUGAAUAGCAAAUAUUCUUUAAAAUGUUACAUCAACCACUACCAAAGCGAAGUUGUAGAAUAUUGCCUGUAAAACAUGACUUGCAAGUAAGCUUUAGAAGAAAAUAAAACCUGUUAAAGUUUCGUUACAAAGUAUAUGAAUGGAAUCAAUAAAGAUAAAUUAAACCUUUCUAGCUGCAGGCUCUUCUAAAACAUGCAACUCCUGCGUUUGGGGCAGCAGUAGAAUGGACAGUUAUAAAACUGUUGUAUAAAAAAAGUGUCCCAAUUCUCUUUCAAAUGAGUAAGGAGGUAUGUAAUACAUUGUCCAGUGAGGUCACAAUUACUCUUUAACCUUCUGUUCAUCUAACAUUUGUUCUGAUAGUUUUUUGUGCACUUUGACCAUAUUAAAAUUGUUUCUGCAA
This is a messenger RNA of Tyto alba (common barn owl), 1819 nucleotides long. RefSeq names its product THAP domain containing 5 (gene THAP5). NCBI's taxonomy places the organism in Eukaryota, Metazoa, Chordata, Aves, Strigiformes, Tytonidae. Bases 75 to 1310 code for a protein of 411 amino acids. Gene Ontology annotation, cellular component: nucleus. The record is from RefSeq and is a predicted model, not a curated record. The transcript is spliced from 3 exons.